Asterias rubens (European starfish) is the source of this 2358-nucleotide messenger RNA. Its product is annotated as lachesin-like. The coding region runs from base 260 to 1885 and encodes 541 amino acids. The record is from RefSeq and is a predicted model, not a curated record. Gene Ontology annotation, molecular function: protein binding. Lineage: Eukaryota; Metazoa; Echinodermata; Asteroidea; Forcipulatida; Asteriidae. The transcript is spliced from 11 exons.
GUCGAAGUCUCCCCCACCCACACCAUGACACUUUCGCGCUGUGGAGAGAAGUAUACAUACCGUCAAUUGCAACACACUUAACCCCAUUGCGACACUCAUAUCUCAUCAACCCCAGCUAUUAAUACCGUUGGUUUUCAUCACUCCUGCAUAACCUUCGUGGGUAUGAUGUUGUAAAGAGCUCGUGUGAAUUGCAUGAUAUCAAGCGUAACAAUCUUAUAUUGUUUCAUUGUUGAGCCGUUAGUUCUUCGAGGCAAUACACAUGGAUCAUCAGAGAGUGCUUCUCCUUACGAUGUUAAUCACCAUUACAGUGCCUAUAAUUACAGCAGCCAAGAGGCAAGAUAUCGUCAUAGGCUCCACUACAUUUUCACUGACGGAGCGGGUGCAGAAAUGUAUGGAGAUGCUUCGACUCAGGGUGAGGAACAGUGCCAACCCGGGCGGCGAUAUGCAGAAGUGCCUUCGGCAGAUGACUACUACUCGAGCUCCAAAUGAAACUUAUUUUAACAACUUAGAUUCUGAGUUGUUGGUUGCAGAGGAGGGUAGUACGGCUCUAUUGGAAUGUGAAAUAGUCAAUCUAGGAAACAAGGACGUGUCAUGGAAGAGACGGGGAAAAACAUUGAGUCAUAUGGAGACAUCAUAUCUACGCGGUAGACGCUUCAAACUGAAGAGAGUAAACUCUACCUUUAGUAUCCGUAUUGAGGGAGUCGUCAAGUCUGAUGCCGGUGAUUACAAGUGCCAAGUACUAUCUAGAACCUCAACAAUCGAGAGGAUCAUCAGACUGGAGGUACCAAGUCUACCGAAUAUCUUCACCAUCGACCCAAGCUCGUCUCCAUAUUUCAUCCCAUCCGACCCAAACCGGCGCUACUUCAACUCUACAUCGGACGCCAUUUUGUUUUGCAACGCAACAGGCUCCCCAGAGCCGAAUGUCACGUGGGAGCGCGUGGAUGGCAAUUCGUCCAAUGGGAGGCUAGGUUUGUGGGGCGAUACGGUGUCGUUACGUAACGUAAGUGCGGGAGACGCUGGGACGUAUAACUGCACGGCUUCAAACGGAGUUGGUGACGUAGAGUUAUCAGUGGAAGUUGUGGUUCAGUACAAACCUGUGGUCGUGUCCCCAACCCCCAUGGUCAGGGCAGGUCGAGAUGACUAUGUAACAAUAAGAUGUAACGUCAAAGCCGUCCCAAAAGCUGAAAUAGUCUGGAAGAGGAACAAGGUGGUGCUGCAAAAUAACGGCAGGGGAAUUCUCCGCAACGGGAUGCAAUCUGUCGAUUAUGUAUUAGUGAAAGUGAUGCCAGACACCGACUAUGGCAACUACUCUUGUGUUGCGUCAAACAUGAUGGGCACAUCACAAAUGACUGUUGAAUUACAUGGUCGACCUGUAGCCCCAGCAGUGACAAGCCAAGCUAUGGGUCGUAAACGCCACGCUUAUACAUUGUCAUGGCAACCAGGAACAUCUUCGUCCAAUCAGAAGGUACCAAUCAGUGCUUACGUCAUCAUGUUCAGAGGAUGGUGGAUAGAGAUGAGAGGGACGGCAAAGAGGAUAGUGUUCUCACACGACACCCCUCUGAGAGAAGUGGUACGUGUCCGUGGUGACGAAAGGUCUUACAGUUACAUCAUACGUGACCUGAGGCCAAACACGACCUAUGAGUUGAGUAUUUAUGGAAGAAACCAAUACGGAAAUGGGGAUGUAUCAAUGUUCACCUUUUACACAACUACUGCAAAUGUUCCAACGACCACGCAAUCAAUGAUAUCAAAAUAUGGCAUAAUGAUGACAACUAAACCUGGUAUUCGCCUUCCUCGUCGAUCUGGAGCUGCUAGUCUUGAAGGAACGGGGCAACUUUGCUGUGUUAUUUCAAGUUUGCUUUUCAGCUACAUCAUCAUUAACAAAUAAAUAAGUACCAAUAUUAUCGCACGAACUGUCGUUUUUUAUUGUAAUGAAACCAAAGUUUAAUUGAAACAACAAGUUUGUCAGUGAGAGUUAUUUAUAACCUGUUGUCUAACGAUGCCAUCCUACAUGUAGUAUACUCCCUGUUACGAUCAUACCGGUGUACCAGGGAAAUCUGUCCACUCUGUCCCCUAUAAAGGGAAACUUUUAUGGCUUUAUGAGGACGCUUCAAGAGAGGGCGCUAUAUCAGAAGGGGUUUGGACAUAAUCUACUGCCACCUGCUUAACUAGUUACGACGACAAAAAUAAGCUACAUAAAACUUAUAGCCAUUAAUGUCAAUCAAAUGACUUAGCAUUAUUAUCUUUUUUGGAACCCGUGACGGUUUCAACAUUCCUUUUCCCCGGCUAGAGACCCUGCCGUCGAUUUCACCAAACUCUUCCUAACUUAGGAUUAAUCUUAGGAAUUAGGACGAGUUCAGU